UGCAUGAACAGACAGGUAGUAAGGUUGGUCUCUGGCUGUGUGAAUGCUCAAGUGAACUUUAGGUUCGCUUUGCUAAGUGCUCAAAGCUGGCCUGUGGCAUGUGGAGUGCGGGCAGGUGAAAAAACUCAGCGGCUGGAUCUACAGGUGCUCACUUGUACCUCGUCUUGGAUCUACGGUCGACAGCUUCUGCAUUACAGUGAGAGAUCAUCUCCACUUCAUCUGGGUGCUUGUGUGUGUAUAUAGACACUUCUAGUUUUAACUGACACGACAAAGAGGAACCUGUGGUGAAGUCCAAGUUUGACUAGCUGUGGUUUUCCUUGGGUGGAGGAGCUGUUCUGCGGUCGUCUCUCUGGUCACAGACGGCCUGAUUCCUCAGAGGUGAUGGUGGGUGGCAGGGCCGUCACUGUGCGCCCGCACAGGCGCCUGGAGUGAAAGUGUCACAGUGCAAACAUGGAAUUCCUCAAGAGCCUUGUUCCCACGGUCAUCUCCGGGGAUGGCGGGCUGCCGGCGACGGACGUGGGGGGAGUGUGGCCGCGGGAGACCGGCCCUCGCUUGCUGAGGAUGAAGAGGCUGGUUUCACAGGCCAAUGAAGAGGAGCAUGAUGGAUCCAGUCUGUCUAGCAGGCCGGCUGUCCGUCUUCAACGACAUCGUGCCAAAGCCUCGGUCCCUGUAAGCAACAGCAGUGUGAGUAGGCGAGGAACAUCCCCCUCAGCCCUGGCCAGCUGGGAGAAGCGUAGCAUCCACCCCGCCACCAUGUCCAGCAUCACCAUCGACCCCGAGCUCAAGCCUGGAGAGUUUGUCAUCAAGAGCCUCUUCGCAGAGUUUGCUGUACUCGCCGAGAAGAAGAUCGAGGUGGUCAUGGCUGAACCACUGGAGAAGCUCCUUUCCCGCUCACUGCAAAGAGGAGAAGAUGCACAAUUUGAUCAGUUAAUAAGCUCUAUGAGCUCCAUAGCAGAACACUGUUUGCCUUCGCUGUUGCGGACGCUGUUUGACUGGUACAGAAGACAGAGCGGGACAGAAGACGAGUCGUACGAGUACAGACCUCGCUCCAGCACCAAGUCCAAAGGAGAUGAACAGCACCGGGAUAAAGACUACCUACUGGAGCGAAGAGACUUAGCCAUAGACUUCAUUUUUUGUCUAGUUUCAGUGGAAGUUUUGAAACAGAUUCCCCUUCAUCCCGUGCCAGACGCCUUAGUACAAGAAGUCCUUAACCUGGCAUUCAAGCACUUUAAACACAAAGAGGGAUGCACCCUGGACAAAUACAAACCUGAUAUGCCGUCAAACAACAGCAUCCGUAAGCAGAUUGAGACCCUGCAGAGCCCAUCUCUCCCUCUGGAGCGAUCUCCUCUCUGGACCGUUCUGCAUGUGGUGGAGGGUCUGGCUCUGGUCGUGCUGUGCAGCUGUCGACCAGCAACACGCAGACUUGCUGUCAAUGUCCUCAAAGAAGUCCGAUCACUGCACACGGCCCUUGGCAUUGCUAAGGGAGAUGAGGAGUUGGCUAUAGACGUGAUGGACAGAUUGAGUGCUUCAGUCCUCGAGAGCUUUAUUCACCUUACUGGGGCCGAUCAGACAAAUCUGCUGUACUGUCCCAGUGGAAUAGACCUUCAGACUCUGGCAGAGUGGAGCUCGUCUCCUAUCAGCCACCAGUUUGAUGUGGUAAGCCCCUCCCACAUAUGGGUGUUUGCCCAUGUGACACAAGGUCAGGACCCCUGGGUCAUCAGCCUGUCUAGUUACCUGCGGCAAGAACACCUGCCCAAGCACUGCCCCACUGCGCUGAGCUACGCUUGGGUCUUCGCCUCCACACGCCUUCAGCUGCUCUCGCCACAAGUCGACAUCAACAGCCCGAUCAAUGCUAAGAAGGUGAACAGCAUGAGCAGUAGUAGUGACUCAUAUGUGGGCCUUUGGAGGAACUACCUAAUCCUCUGCUGCAGUUCUGCCACCUCUUCCACAUCUUCAUCCUCUUCUUCCUCAUCAGCCCCUGGCUCUGUACGCUGCUCCCCACCUGAAACGCUGGCAUCCACCCCAGACAGCGGAUACAGUUAUGACUCAAAGAUCAUUAGCAUUCCGUCCCCUUCCUCCUUGUUCAAGCAUGUGGUUCCCAUGAUGCGCUCUGAGAGCAUGGACAUCACGGAGUCUCUCGUCCUGGGGCUUGGCAGGACCAACCCUGUUGCCUUCAGAGAGCUGUUGGAGGAGUUAAACACCAUCAUUAAAGAAGCGCUGGAGAGAAGGCCAGAGAACAUGAAGCGACGCCGGCGUCGUGACAUUCUCAGAGUCCAGCUGGUCCGGAUUUUUGAGCUACUGGCCGAUUCAGGAGUCAUCAGUCAGAUUGCAAGUGGUGGUCUGGACGGGGAGUCUCACUAUCUGAACAGCACUCUGCUGGAAUACGUGGAUCUCACCCGACAGCUUCUGGAGGCUGAGAACGACAAAGAUUCAGACACACUGAGAGACAUCCGCUCUCACUUCAGUGCCCUAGUGGCCAACAUCAUACAGAAUGUACCAGUGCAUCAGAGGAGGAGUAUAUUCCCUCAGCAGUCACUGAGACAUAGUUUAUUUAUGCUCUUCAGUCAUUGGGCUGGACCCUUCAGCAUCAUGUUCACACCUCUGGACCGAUACAGCGACCGCAACAUGCAGAUCAACAGACACCAGUACUGUGCACUAAAGGCCAUGUCUGCAGUGCUGUGUUGUGGUCCGGUGGCUGAUAACGUUGGCCUGUCCUCUGAUGGGUAUCUGUAUAAGUGGUUGGACAACAUUCUAGACUCUCAAGACCGCAAGGUGCAUCAGCUGGGUUGUGAGGCCGUGAUGUUGUUAUUAGAGUUGAACCCGGACCAGAGCAAUCUGAUGUUCUGGGCGGUGGAUCGCUGCUACACUGGCUCACGCAGAGUCGCUUCAGGCUGCUUCAGAGCCAUCGCUAAUGUCUUUCAUAACAGGGAUUACCAGUUUGACUCUGUGGUUUUGCUGAAUCUCAUCCUGUUUAAAGCUGCUGACUCUUCCAGAGACAUCUAUGAGGUCGCCAUGCAGCUACUGCAGAUCCUGGAGCCCAAACUGUUCCGUUACGCCCAUAAACUGGAGAUCCAGCGUACCGAUGGGGUCUUGUCUCCAGCCUUCCCUCUCCCUCACCUGUACUCAGUGUCCUACUACCAGCUCAGUGAAGAACUGGCACGGACCUACCCUGAACUCACCCUUCCCAUCUUCUCAGAGGUGAGUCAGAGAAUCCAGACAGCGCACCCUGGUGGCCGGCAGGUGAUGCUGCAUUACCUCCUACCCUGGAUGAACAACAUAGAGCUGGUGGACUGCAAGCCUUCAGCACGACGUCAAGAGGAACCUCCAUCAACAGAGGAAGAGGAGGACGCCCAUGAGAGAGAGAUGAUGAUGGUGAACAGCCGUCGCUGGCUGAGAGGAGAGGGCUGGGGUUCACCACAUGCCACUACCAUGAUCCUCAACAACCUCAUGUUCAUGACUGCAAAGUAUGGUGAUGAAUUUGCAUGGUCAGAGAUUGAGAACGUCUGGACCACUUUAGCUGACAGCUGGCCUAAAAAUCUAAAGAUCAUCCUGCACUUCCUCAUCAGCAUGUCUGGAGUUAACAGUGAACCAAGUCUCCUUCCUUAUGUGAAGCGUGUAGUGGUGUAUCUGGGCAGGGAUAAGACAAUGCAGCUGCUGGAGGAGUUAAUGUAUGAGCUGGAGCUAACUGACCCUGUAUCCUCAGCUGUCACUCAUAUGGAUAACCCACCUUACUACCGCAUUACUACUUCUUACAAGAUCCCUUCUGUUACAUCAGGGACAACGUCCAGUAGUAACACCAUGGUACCUGGACCUGAUGGACACCAUGAGAGCAAAAUCAAAGAUUCCAAUAUGGAGGACAGUUACACUCAUUUGGACAUCUACACUGGUCUAAACAGUAAUCUGAACAGACAGCACCAUCGGCUGGAGUCCCGUUACAGCAGCAGCUCUGGAGGAUCCUAUGAGGAGGAGAAGAGUGACUCUAUGCCUGUCUAUGCUAACUGGCGUCUAAAGGUGAUGGACCAUAACCGGCCAGAGCCCCUCCCAUUUCCUCCCACUGGCGGCUGCUGGUCACCACUAAUCGAUUACCUGCCUGAGACCACCACACCUGGAGUCUCCCUGCACAGGUGUAACAUUGCUGUGAUCUUGCUGACUGACCUCAUUGUAGACCACGGGGUCAAAGUGGAAUGGAGCUCAUACCUUCACCUGCUACUGCAUGCCAUCUUUAUAGGCUUUGACCAUCAGCACCCAGAGGUCUAUGAGCACUGCAAGCGUUUACUGCUUCACCUGCUGGUCGUCCAGGGCACCAACAGCAGUGUCCAGUCACUAGCAUCUGUACUUCUUCGCAACCGUGAACUGAAUGAGCCCAGAGUUCUGACAGUCAAACCCACUCUUCAGGAGUUCAACCUCACAGGUGUUACAGAGCUGAUGCCAGACUACCAGCCGUCUCCAAUGACAGACUCUGGCCUGAGCUCCAGCUCCACAUCCUCUAGUAUCAGUCUGGGCAGCUCAGUGCUGCCUCACCUCCCUCCUACUCUCCUUAACGAAGUGGACCUGUCUGCAGAGCAGGACGAGAAGGUCAAAAACCUCAUCGAGUUCAUCAGCUCAAGGAAACGUGGUCCGCUGUGGAACCAUGAAGACGUCUCUCCCAAAAACCCCAACAUCAAAAGUGCUGAUCAGCUUAGUGUAUUCCUUCGCCAUGUUGUCAACGUCUUCAAACAAACACCGUCCGGUUACCAGUUGGAGCGGGAACUGAGUGAAGUUGCUCUGCAGACAGCUCUGUCCUGCUCAUCGCGGCAUUACGCUGGUCGCUCUUUCCAGAUCUUCAGAGCACUGAAACAGCCACUCACAGCCUCCACACUGUCAGACGUGCUUUCUCGUCUGGUAGAGACUGUGGGAGAUCCAGGGGAAGAGGCUCAGGGUUUUGUUAUCGAGUUACUGUUGACACUAGAGGCUGGUAUAGAUACUCUUGCUGAAACAAUGAAGAGCUACGACCUGCUCACUGCACUCUCACAGGCCUCCCAUGAUCCUCUGCAGGGCACCAAAUUUGCCAAUAACAGGAAAAGUACCGGUCAGCUGAACCUUGGCAGUGGAAGUUUCUUGCAUGUCCAUUACAGCCACGCUCGCAGCAACUCACUCCGUGCCAGUCUGAUGGGUGAACGCCUGGGAAACCGUCACCGCAGCAAUACCCUCGAUGUACCCGACCGACUGGGUGGCAGCCACGGAAAUCUAGCCCGCACACGGAGCUUAUCAUCAUUACGAGAGGAUGGUGUUCGUGGUGAUGGAGGAGGUGGGGGUGGAACUGGAGGAGGAUCUGGUGAGGUGGUGCCACCAGCUGACCCCACCAACCUGAUGGCAACGGUCUUCUGGAUUGCAACGUCGCUGCUGGAGUCCGAUUAUGAGUUUGAGUACUUGCUGGCACUCAGGCUGCUGAACCGACUGCUGGCCCAGAUGCCCCUGGAGAAGCCGGACAGCAGAGAGAAGCUGGAGAGAGUGCAGGCCAAACUGAAGUGGUACAACUUCCCCGGCCUGCUGACGCUCUUCCUGAAGGGUUUCACUUCAGCUGCAACACAGGAGCUCACGAUUCACCUCCUCAGUAAACUCAUCACUGUGUCCCGACACACACUCAUAGACCCCUCACAGCUAGCAGGUUUUCCUCUGAAUGUCCUGUGCCUGCUGCCACACCUGGUCCAGCACUUUGACAACCCCACAGGGUUUUGUAAGGAGACUGCUGAUCGGAUCGCCAAAGUGUGUGCUGAAGAAAAGUCAGCCACACUGGCCAACCUGGCACACAUGAUGAGCUUGUACUCAACGCACAGUUACUCGAGAGACAGCACCAACUGGAUCAACGUGGUGUGCCGCUACUUGCACGACUCCUUCUCUGAAAUCACCUUUAACCUGGUUACAUACCUAGCUGAGCUAUUGGAGAAGGGCCUGAACAGCUUGCAGCAGUCUUUGCUACAGAUCAUCUACAGUCUACUGAGUCACAUUGAUCUGUCUGCUGCUCCUGUCAAACAGUUCAAUUUGGAAAUCAUGAAGAUCAUUGGCAAAUAUGUACAGAGCCCGUACUGGAAGGAGGCCCAGAACAUUCUGAAGUUAGUGGUGUCCCGCUCUGCAAGUCUGGUGGUUCCUGAUGAGGUGCAGCGCUCCUACAGCAUGGAGUCCACCGGCUCCCCGGAGAUCGCUUUUACUCGCAUAUUCAACAACUCAUCUAAAGAACUGCCAGGAAAAACGCUGGACUUCCACUUUGACAUCUCCGAGACGCCUAUUAUAGGUCACAAGUAUGGAGACCAGCGAAGUGCAGUGGGGCGUAAUGGAAAACCGCAGGUAAUUGCCGUGACAAGAAGCACCUCCUCUACUUCCUCUGGCUCCAAUUCAAAUGGGCUGGUGCCAGUCAGCUGGAAGAGGCCACAGCUCUCACAGAGAAGAACACGGGAGAAACUGAUGAACGUCCUGUCUCUGUGCGGUCCAGAGUCUGGCAUGCCUAAAAACCCCUCUGUGGUGUUCUCUUCAAAUGAGGAUUUAGAUGCAGGUGACCAACAGACCAGUCUGAUCCCCACUGUAGAGGAAGUGACACGGGAGGAGGAACUGCAAGCAGAAGAUGCAGGAAGUGAACAGCAGUUUGGUGUUUUCAAGGACUUUGACUUCCUGGAUGUUGAGUUGGAGGAUGGAGAGGAGCUUCAGGGGGAGAGCAUGGACAACUUCAACUGGGGUGUGAGGCGUCGCUCUCUGGACAGCAUUGAAAAAGGUGACACCCCGUCUCUGCAGGACUGCCAGUAUUGCGGCAGCACACCCAGUCUCAUCCAGCCGGAGGACACCGAUGAGUCAUCUGAGGAGGAGGUACUGAGCGCUAGCCAGAUUCUCACCCGCUCCAACCUACUUAAUAGUGAUUCAGCGACGGAUGACGCCAUAUCCAAUCAUAUGGACUCCCUCCAGCAGUCGCAAGAGUCCUCCAGUAGUGUCCUGACAGAAGAGGCCACGCCCACCCCACCACUGCCCCACCCAGACAGUCCCACCCCUGAGACCACCCACUCUGACAGCAAUAGCAGCCAGCUGCCUGAGGAUGCCAGUGUAACUGCAGCAGAUGAAUUGAGCAGCAGUGUCAGUGAUGAUACGGGGUUUGGCAGUGCUCCUCCUUUACCCUCAGACCCCCCUGAGCUCUGUGACUUACCUGACUCCCAGGACCCCACCGACGACCUGGACCCAGCGCCCCCUCCGCCACCAGCUGUGGACAGCCCGCCUGGAUCCCUCUUUGAUGAUGAGCCGGUGCUGCCACCCCCUGUCAUAGACUCCACCUUGGACUCCAUGUGUGAGGAGGAGACUGUUCUGCCCCUUGCUCUGGACUCGGCCCCCGAUUCAGUAUGUGAGGAGGACGUGACACUGGCUCUGAAAGAGCUAGAUGAUAGGUGCGAGGAAGAAGAGGCUGAUUUUUCCAGCAUGUCCAGUCAAGAUGAGGGCGAUGCAGAUGGCUUUCCUGAACUGCAGGCCUCUCCACCUCCGUCGCCCUUUCUUUCGGCUAUUUUGGCAGCAUUCCAACCCGUAGCCUAUGAUGAUGAGGAGGACGCCUGGCGUUGCCAUGUUAACCAGAUGUUGUCGGACUCGGAUGGGUCUUGUGCUGUUUACACCUUCCAUGUGUUCUCACGACUCUUCCAGCACAUUCAGAGGAAAUUUGACUCGGUUACCCAUGCCUCAGUAAGAUUCCUUAGCGAGGGGCUCCAACGAAUGGGAAACCAGUUCCUGAGCUCUCUAGAGGUCAUGACCUCCUGCUCCCAGUGCCCUACAGUCCUACUUGAUGCUGAAACUCUGGUUUCCUGUGGGCUCUUGGAGACUCUGAAGUUCAGUGUGUUGGAGUUACAAGAGCAUCUGGACACUUACAACAGCAAGAGAGAAGCAGCCGAACAGUGGUUGGAUAACUGCAGAAAGACCUUCGGUGAUAAAGACAGUAACCAGCGACCCAACAAUCAAGCUCAGCAAAUGGAAAUGCUAGCAGAGCUGGAGUUGUGUCGACGGCUGUAUAAGCUACAUUUCCAGCUCCUGCUGCUCUUUCAGGCCUACUGCAAACUCAUCAGCAGAGUGGACACCAUCAAGAGAGAGGCAGAGGUGACUAACAUGUCAGAGGAGCUGGCCAUAUUAGAGAGCUGUCUGAAGGAGGCGGAGUCAGUAGAUGAUGGACAGGAGGGAGUGGGCGAGUUUGAAGUGGACCAGUCAAGCACAGAGACAGCCAUCCACUCACUCAUCGAGAGCCUUAGAGCACGGGACUUCAGCACAGCCAUCGCUCAAGUUAAAGCCUUCAGGUGCCUGUGGCCUAAUGACAUAUUUGGCAGCGAGAGGGAUGAUGCGGUGCAGACGCUGCUGCACAUUUACUUCAGGCACCAGACUCUGGGUCAGACGGGGUGUUUGGCCGUGGUGGGCCCCAGCAGGGAUCUUUCUCAGGCCAGCGCGCGCCUCAUGGAGCUCAACCUUCAGAUCCGCGAAGCUCUCUGCCAGGCUGCCAUGCACCCACACACCCACCAGACGCGCAUCCUGUCCCCGACCCCCACGGCCCACAUCCAGACGCAAAUCGACACGCAAAACACAGUCCUCAGCACUGGACUGUGAGAGCUUCACGAACUCGACUCUCUUCCUCCGAGGCGGCGGGUUUGGAGAUUAUUCACGUAGACUUCACCUCAAAGGGCUAAAGAAUGUGUGGAUAUUAGUUACUCGGAACUAUUAUGCACGUACCAUGUUUUUCCUUCCCCCUUUCUCCAGUAGUUUAACUUCUCCAGGUGUAGAAAAAGUACGAAGAACAGGACUGGUCAAGAACCAUUAGGAGGGACACUGGGCGAUAAUGAUGCUAAAUUUGAAGCUUUUUGGCGGAAUGACCUAUGACCUCUAAGCGGUGUCCUUUUAGAGUGAUCCACAUCCGUCUGCCCCACUAUUCACUGGGGCAGAGAUGGGAUUUGGAGCAUUAUUGUGAGAAUCAGAGUAUCGCGGUGGAUCAGCGAGACUGUCGCAUCGUCGAUCGCAAAAAGCAUGCUUGAAAGAGAAGCCUGCAACAAAUAUUUUUUUGAGAAAUUUAUUUUUUAACAGUCUUAGGUUGUAAAUGUUAGAAUAUUUAACAUGUAAUUGUAAGCUGGGGGGCUGUACCCUCCGUAUAAAGAGAGGUUUAUCUGUUUAACUUUAUUGACCUGCAUCAGAGAGAACUUUCAGCUUUCACUGGGCCGCUCUUACAAAACCCUUAAUCUAUAACCAAAUAAGUAGCUGCCUGUAGGAAACCAUAGACUCUUGUGUGUGUGUGUGUGUGUGAGGACGAGUGCGAGCGUUUGCGUGCUAGUGCGUUUGACAUGAACUGAUAUUUGCACACUCGUUCUCUCUCUUACAUGCACGUUAACCAACCUAGAUGCACAGGUGAAGUGCGAACUGGCUGCAACUCAUGGAAAUAUCAAUAACUUAUUUUACUCUGUAUAUAUUUUAGAAAAUGUAUAGUGUAAAAGCAGUAUUUUUCCUUGUACAUUUGUGUAAUGCACUGUUCAAUCAGAGAGAGCUCAGCAGAGGGUAACGACUAAUGCAAAAAAAAAAUAGCGAGUUGAAUAGCUGUUGGGAUGUAAGUCACAGGCUGCCCUUUCCUUUAUGAUAAUACGCCACCUUAAUCUUCAAUAUUUCCUGACAAACCAGCUCAGCUUCUCGGACGAGUUUUUCCAUAUGCAUUCCUUGAUACCCACUGUGAUCUCCAUGUUGGCUCAAAGUCCCCCACUGAGGCCCCUGCUGAGGGGAAACUGGGGCCUAGUGUUUGUCCAUGUUGGCUCUGUCUUAACCCAGGGCUGCACUGAGGGUUUGUGGGCUCUGUGCUUCUCUUGCCGAACUUCAAGAGACAAAGCGAUGUCCUGAAAGCAUUAACCGCAAAAAUAGGGAGGGAGGGAGGGGGCGUUUAAUCUGUCAUGGCACAUUGAGAAAUAAAACGUUCACUGUAUUCAUUCCUCUGGGAGAUCUCUUCUGUUGCUUGUUUGGUACAUUUUGAAUGCUGUUCUUAAUUAUUUAAUGGAUAUAUUAUUUACCUUGAAAAAUAGUUUUUAUCUAGAGGUGCAUUAUCCCAUUUUUUUUCCUCCCUUUUGCAUUUCUCUGCAUUUUGUCAUCUGAUUUAUCUGCUUUUCCCUGUACUGUUAAAUAAAAACCUGAUUAUAAGCAA
Messenger RNA from Sinocyclocheilus grahami, 10162 nucleotides. RefSeq names its product protein furry homolog-like. Bases 451 to 8595 code for a protein of 2714 amino acids. The transcript has 53 exons. Lineage: Eukaryota; Metazoa; Chordata; Actinopteri; Cypriniformes; Cyprinidae. The record is from RefSeq and is a predicted model, not a curated record. Gene Ontology annotation, cellular component: site of polarized growth; cell cortex. Gene Ontology annotation, biological process: neuron projection development; cell morphogenesis.